AAGAUAGGGAGAGAAGGAGAGAGAUUCUCGCGGGAAGGGAAGGAAAGGAAGAGGGAAAAGCGAAUAGUCGUCAUCGGAGUCAUCGGAGCUCCUUUCUCUCUCUCUCUCUCUCUCUCUCUCUCUCUCUCUCUCUACCUCCUCCCAAUCCACCAAAUUCGUCGUUGUCCUCCUUCCCACGCUUCUCCGUCUGGUUCGAAUCAAUCCCAGAAUUCUUGGGUCUGAUCUCUUCUCUUGACUCCGGCCGGCUCGUGUAAUUUGGCAUCUUUUGGUCUCCAGGGACAUCUUAUAAUAUGCAUUUGCGCAUUGGGGGUAUCGUGAUGGAUGGUUGGUAGGUCGCGUGAUAAAUAAAGUGAAUUCUUUUUUGGCGGGGGGCAGGAUUGAGGUUGAGGAAUGGAUUCGGCCAGGAGUUGGCUCCAGAAAUUCCAGCCCAGGGAUAAGUUGAGAUCAAAUACGAAGAAGAAGGAGCCGGGUGGUUCCGGGAGAGAGGAUUCGAGCGUGCGCUUGGUGUCGGGGGAUGAAGCGACCUCAAAUGUCACCAAGCAGAGGGUCGCGGCCGCCAAGCAGUACAUCGAGAACCAUUACAAGGAGCAAAUGAAGAAUCUGCAGGAGAGGAGGGAAAGACGAAUUUUUUUGGAAAAGAAGUUGGCAGAUGCUGAUGUCUCUGAAGAAGAUCAAAACAACCUCCUCAAAUACUUGGAGAAGAAAGAAACAGAGUACAUGCGUCUUCAAAGACAUAAAAUGGGUGUUGAUGAUUUCGAAUUAUUGACAAUGAUUGGAAAAGGUGCAUUUGGAGAGGUUAGAGUUUGCAGGGAGAAGACAACAGGUCAAGUAUAUGCAAUGAAGAAGCUCAAGAAAUCAGAGAUGCUUCGUAGAGGCCAAGUUGAGCAUGUGAAAGCCGAAAGAAAUCUGCUUGCAGAGGUUGACAGCAAUUGCAUCGUCAAACUAUAUUGCUCCUUCCAAGAUGAUGAGUUUCUUUAUCUUAUAAUGGAAUAUUUACCGGGUGGGGACAUGAUGACUUUACUUAUGCGAAAGGAUACCUUGACCGAAGAUGAUGCCAAGUUUUAUGUUGGGGAAACAGUUUUAGCUAUCGAAUCAAUUCAUAAGCACAACUAUAUUCACAGAGACAUCAAGCCUGAUAAUUUACUACUAGAUAGAUUUGGGCACCUAAGGCUGUCAGAUUUUGGAUUAUGCAAACCAUUAGACUGCAGUACUCUGGAAGAAAAGGAUUUCUCAGUAGGAAACAAUGUUAAUGGAUCAAAUCAAAUUGACGAUCGUCCUGCAGCUCCAAGACGUACACAACAAGAGCAAUUACAACACUGGCAGAAGAACAGGAGAAUGCUUGCUUAUUCGACUGUGGGUACACCUGACUAUAUUGCUCCAGAGGUUUUGUUGAAGAAAGGUUAUGGGAUGGAAUGCGAUUGGUGGUCUCUUGGUGCCAUCAUGUAUGAAAUGCUCGUGGGGUAUCCGCCAUUUUACUCUGAUGACCCAAUGUCUACUUGUAGGAAGAUUGUGAACUGGAGAACUCAUUUGAAGUUUCCUGAAGAAGCAAAGCUUUCUUCAGAAGCAAAAGACUUAAUUAGCAAACUUCUGUGUAAUGUGAAUCAGAGAUUGGGUUCAAAAGGAGCACAUGAAAUAAAGGCUCAUCCAUGGUUUGCGGGUACUGAAUGGGAUAAACUUUAUCAAAUGGAAGCUGCAUUUAUUCCUGAGGUUAAAGAUGAGUUGGAUACUCAAAAUUUUGAAAAAUUUGAAGAGCAGUCUGAUACUCUUGAACACUCAUCGAGCAAAGCAGGUCCAUGGAGAAAGAUGCUUUCUUCUAAAGACAUCAAUUUUGUUGGAUACACAUACAAGAACUUUGAAAUUGUCAAUGAUUACCCAGUCCCUGGGAUGGCCGAGUUAAAGAAGAAAAACAGCAGAUCGACGAGGCCAUCCGUGAAGACACUUUUUGAGGAAGAAGAGUCGAAGUCUUCUGGUACCAGCAUUGACGAUUGACCUGGUUGAGGAAGCGAUUACAGCUGAAUACAUAGGAGUUGUGAUUUCACAUAGUUGCGAAACCAAGCAUGAUCGCAGGGUCCGAGAUUACACCACAAGCUAAUUUAGCUAGGAAAGAAAUUAAGUACUGAGCAAUGAUCACACUCAUCGUGGAUAUGAUAUUUGCUCUAAGUCUCAAUCCCUCUCACUCCUGGGGAAUCGAAUGGAUCGUCUUUUUCCUACUGUAGGUGAACGGGAUGGGCGCAUAGGAUCUCAUUUCGGGGUUUGAUUUGGUCUGAGAUGUUCGCGGAGGACUCUGAAGCCAGUCUCAGAAGAGAAACUAACGAGGGAGGCAUCUGAAACUUCCCCUCAACAUAUCAAAUUCCAGAUUUCUUUCUUUUUCUUAUCUUGUAACAUUUCAGUGUAACGAUAGUGAGAGUUGCACUAUAAGUACGGGAGAUACAAACAUUGGAAAGAUCUAAACUUGGAUGUGGGAUGUGCGAAAGUCUGUUUCACGUAUUGUAUUAUUGUUCAUAGUUGGAAGCUUGAAAAUAAAGCCCUCGUCAGCGUGGUGCUUCGAUCUC
Molecule: messenger RNA, 2552 nt
Organism: Syzygium oleosum
Lineage: Eukaryota; Viridiplantae; Streptophyta; Magnoliopsida; Myrtales; Myrtaceae
Exons: 14
Coding region: 391-1989 (532 amino acids)
Biological process (GO): peptidyl-serine phosphorylation; intracellular signal transduction
Molecular function (GO): protein serine/threonine kinase activity; ATP binding
Source: RefSeq, a predicted model, not a curated record